AUGAGAAAAGGGAAAAUGAGAGGAAGAGUUGAGGGAAAUGAUCUGGUGAUAUGCGGCGGAUCCCAGUACUAUUAUUGCUGUGUUGCUGGAUGUAAGUCAGUGAGGGGAACGAAAAGGAAUGAGGCGGAAGGAAGAAGGCAACGUAUCAGUUCUCGGAGAGGAGAGAAGAAGGAAAUGUUCGAAUGUGGCAGUAGUCGGGGUUUUAGCCCACUCAUGUACUUCCCUCACCUUCUGUCUCCAAUGAUCGAGGGACUUAGCCAAUAUGACUCACUGAUCCGUCAUCCAUCCUUUAAUGGCUGGACGACAUUUAAGGAGCGACCAGGCAGUCCUUAUCCGCCACUGAUAACACUGCUACUUAUGAUAAAAACAACGAAGUGGACUGAUUCACCAACUCAUUCAUUGAUGGGUUAA
Molecule: messenger RNA, 411 nt
Organism: Loa loa (African eye worm)
Lineage: Eukaryota; Metazoa; Nematoda; Chromadorea; Rhabditida; Onchocercidae
Exons: 3
Coding region: 1-411 (136 amino acids)
Source: RefSeq, a predicted model, not a curated record